UUUUUUUGUGGCGUUUAGGGAAACGCCACUAUAAAUUAACGAAACACAACGUUUUCGAAACACGUUGUGUCUGAUCUCAGUGAAUGGCGCCGUAUUGGGUCAAUGUAUUGACCGUCAAAACCUCCGUCUCUUUGAACUCAGUCUCUCUUUCUCAGUCUCUACCACAACUCAGUUUCGCUCUCUUCCAAAACCCUCGAUUUGAAGCUCUCCCUCUCUCUCGCUCAGUUUCAAACACACACUCUCUCGCUCGCUCGCUCAAUUUCUCAUUCUCAACCCUCGAUUUGCUCGAUUGCAGAUCCAAAACGCUCGAUGGUUUGCGUUUCAUCGAUCUAUGUCGCUCGCAAUCGAACUCUCUAGCUAUGCUUCAUCGAUCUCUGUCGCUCGAGUUGUUCUUCAUUGAACUCGAACUCGAUCUAUUCUUUAUCAAAUCGAUCUGUUCUGUUCUUCGUCAAAUCGCAGAUCCAAAAUCCAAAAUCCAAAAUCGAUCUGUUCUAGCUGAUCUCUCUUGCUCUUAUAUCAGGAGACAAUAGGUCGCUUAAUCAAAUUCCUAUUGCUUGCAAAGAUGCAGUAGCAAUUUUGUUUAUGUUUGAUCUUACUAGCCGGUGUACUCUAAAUAU
Molecule: messenger RNA, 617 nt
Organism: Camellia sinensis
Lineage: Eukaryota; Viridiplantae; Streptophyta; Magnoliopsida; Ericales; Theaceae
Source: RefSeq, a predicted model, not a curated record